AUGGUCGGUCCCUCCAUUCAGGAUCGCACGGGCGAAUUCCAGGCCAUCCUCGGGCAGGCCCAGAAACGCCUCACGACUUCCAAAGUCGGCUCACAACGUCAAGCACUGCUGUCGGAUUCGCAACGGAGACAGGCGCACGCAGGCACAGAUGGGCAAGGACAAAGCAAACGCCGGUCGGAGUUUGCUAGGAGAGCCGCGGAGAUUGGACGAGGUAUCACAGCGACAACCGCGAAGCUACAACGGUUGGCUGAGUUGGCGAAGCGCAAGACGCUCUUCGAUGAUAGACCUGUCGAGAUUUCGGAGUUGACCUACGUCAUCAAACAGGACCUGGCGUCGCUGAACCAGCAAAUUGCUUCGCUGCAAGCGCUUACAUUAUCGCAACAUCCAAAGACGAAUCGAUCAAAAGCGGAUCAGGAAGGCGAGCACAAUGACAAUGUCGUGGUUAUGCUCCAAGGAAAGCUGGCGGAUGUCGGUGCGAACUUCAAAGAAGUCCUCGAGGUCCGAACGAAGAAUAUUCAAGCGUCGCGAUCUCGGACAGAAAACUUUGUCUCUUCAGUAUCGUCCAAGUCGCAGGUCUUGGAUCCGCAACGGUCGGACUCUCCACUGUACAACCCCUCGGGACGGAGGACGCCACAACCAGGUUUCCAAGGAGGUUCUUCGGAUCUAUUGACGCUCGAUCCCUCGAAUCCCUCGCCACUUGGACGUCCAUCGUUCCAGACGGAUCAGCAGUUACUGGUGAUGGAGGAGGCGCAGACAAACAACACGUACAUUCAGGCCAGAGGCGAAGCCAUUGAUGCCAUCGAACGCACCAUCAGUGAACUCGGCGGGAUCUUCGGCCAACUGGCUCAGAUGGUCAGUGAGCAGUCAGAGAUGAUUCAACGGAUCGAUGCCAACACCGAAGACGUGGUGGACAAUGUCGAAGGCGCCCAGCGCGAGUUGAUGAAGUACUGGAACCGGGUAUCCGGUAACCGAUGGUUGAUCGCCAAGAUGUUUGGUGUCCUUAUGAUUUUCUUCCUUCUCUGGGUUUUGAUAGCCGGAUAGAUAUACCCCUUAUUUGUUUCUAAUGUAUUAUUAUGGGCUCUGGCCUCUUGCUCGACACGUCGUCCCCGCGCUCGGACGCAUGUUGCAUAUCUUUCUUCACUUGAACAUGGAGCUAUUUCUAUUUACAGUGCUCUGGCUAGACUUUCCUAUGAUCGCUUAUUAUGAGCCGAUGUCAAUAUUAUGUUGCUAGUCUGCAAAUACUUAGUCGAUUUGAGCGUCGACAUGUACGUAUAGUCCUCCAUUACUGCAUAAUCCACGGCUGCCUUCUGUCAAUAGAAGGACUGUUGCAACACUGCUCAAGUU
Aspergillus novofumigatus IBT 16806 is the source of this 1344-nucleotide messenger RNA. Its product is annotated as t-SNARE syntaxin. Gene Ontology annotation, molecular function: SNAP receptor activity; SNARE binding. Gene Ontology annotation, biological process: intracellular protein transport; vesicle fusion; endoplasmic reticulum to Golgi vesicle-mediated transport. The record is from RefSeq and is a predicted model, not a curated record. The transcript has 4 exons. The coding region runs from base 1 to 1041 and encodes 346 amino acids. NCBI's taxonomy places the organism in Eukaryota, Fungi, Ascomycota, Eurotiomycetes, Eurotiales, Aspergillaceae. Gene Ontology annotation, cellular component: Golgi membrane; endomembrane system; SNARE complex.